Molecule: messenger RNA, 1479 nt
Organism: Arabis nemorensis
Lineage: Eukaryota; Viridiplantae; Streptophyta; Magnoliopsida; Brassicales; Brassicaceae
Source: the annotation of a GenBank genome assembly
AUGACUAAAGUUUGUCCUAAACCGGAAGAAAAGAGAAUGUGUGAAGAAGCAGUGGUUGAACCAAUUUCAGCAGAUGUGAGCUUUGCUUCUAAUCAAUUUCCAUCUUACAAGUUAGGACCUAAUGAUCAGAUUGUUGAUGAGCCUGAGGAAAAUGAAAAAGGUCCAUCUGUGAAAGAUGUUGUUGAUAAAGAGACAGGAGAUUUGUCUGAUCAGCACAAGCGGCUUUCAGUUCGUGAUCUCGCUUGUAAAUUCGACAAGAAUUUAGCUUCAGCUGCUAAAUUAGUCGACGAGGCAAAGUUAAAUGAGGUGACUUCUUUGGAAGGACAUGUUAUGCUAAAGAAACUUAGAGAUGCUUUAGAAUUCAUGAGAGGUCGAAUGGAUGGGCGUAACAAGGAAGAGGUGGAAAAAGCUAUCUCCAUGGUUGAGGCUCUAGCCGUUAAGUUAACUCAAAAUGAAGGUGGACUAAUUCAAGAAAAGUUUGAAGUGAAGAAACUAGCAAACUUCCUCAAGCAGGCUUCAGAAGAUGCAAAGAAGUUAGUAAACCAGGAAAACUCGUUUGCGUGUGCUGAAAUCGAGAGUGCACGGGCUCUUGUUCUGAGACUUGGAGGGACAUUUGAAGAACAGGAGCUUUGUUCUAAAGCUUCUCGAGCUCUGGGACCGAAUGUGGAGAAAUUGGUUGAGGAGGUUCAGGAGGCGAGACGGAUCAAACGGAUGCAUAAACCAACCAAGGUGAUGGGUAUGCAACACGAGCUUCAUGAUUUAAAGAGUCAAAUCCAAGAGAAGUCUGUAUAUUCAGUUAAGCUUCAAAGAGAGAUAGCAAUUAUCAAGAGAGCCGAGGGGUCCAAGUCCUGUCCAUAUGCUCUGGAUGGUGCACAAAGUCUUGGCUCGUGCCUAAGAAUCCGUGCCUCCUCGGAUAGUGCUCUAGAUAUUUCCAAAUGUUCAAUCCAAUGGUACCGUGCAGCAUCUGAGUCAAGUCGACGAGAAGCUAUAUCUGGUGCCAAUCAGGCGGUUUAUGCUCCAGAACCAUUUGAUGUUGGGCGAGUUAUACAAGCAGACAUUGUUUCUAACGGCCAGAAAUUCACUGUUACAACCGACGGUCCAAUUAAUACUGCUGCUGGGUUGCAGUCACGCGUUGAAUCAUUCCUGCGCAAAUCUAACAGUGAAUUUACCGUGAUUAUAUCACAGAUGAAUGGGCAAGACCAUGCAUCACGUUCCCACGUCUUUACUGUUGGAAAGGUGAGAAUAAAGCUGUCCCGAGGAUGGAUCACAAAGGCCAGAGAAAUAUAUUCAAACUCCAUGCAGCUCUGUGGAGUAAGAUGCAAUGCUAAUGUUCCUGCAAAGUCAUUGUUUUGGCAACCAAGAAAGGGUCUAACUUUCUUGCUAACAUUCGAGUCAGAGCAAGAACGUAAUGCGGCAAUAGUUCUCUCCCGGAAAUACGCAUAUGAUUGCAAUGUUACUCUGGUUGGUCCAGAAGAUUGA